Messenger RNA from Phalaenopsis equestris, 612 nucleotides. RefSeq lists its product as uncharacterized. The transcript is spliced from 3 exons. Bases 1 to 612 code for a protein of 203 amino acids. Lineage: Eukaryota; Viridiplantae; Streptophyta; Magnoliopsida; Asparagales; Orchidaceae. The record is from RefSeq and is a predicted model, not a curated record.
AUGGACAAUAAUGAUAAGGAUUCUUCUGUAGGAAAAAGACUGAUGGAGAAUGAUAUCAUAGAUGACAGCUUAUUAGCUAUUAAUCCACACAAAUUUGAUGAUCCAACACUCAAUAUUCUAACAGAUGUGUUAACAUAUGAAUGGAGGAAAUGCAAUAUGAUCUUAAAAAUCACCAAUUCCACAGGUCAGAAACUUACUACUAAUGAAGAGAUUGCUCAUGAUGUUGUUCAAUACUUCCUCAAUAUGUUUACUAGCAGACAAACUGAUAAAACUCCAAUUAAGAUAGAUCUUUUCUCUGACUGCCUGCAAUAUGUUGAAGGUAUAAAUUUGACUAGUAUUUCUUUGAAGGAAGAGAUAAAGCUUGCUUUAGAUUUUAUUGAUGGCCAAAAGGCGGCUGGGCCAGAUGGAGGCUUUAAUGGAGAGUUCAUUAAUCUGAUUCACAGAUGGCUGAAGUGUAAUGCUCAUUCAGUGUUGAUUAAUGGGAAAUGCCAUGGUUUUUUCAAUGCUUCUAGGGGAAUCAAACAAGGAGACCCCUUGUCUCCUACUAAUUUCAUUCUAGCGCUGGAUUACUUCUCUAGAUUGUUGAAUAAGUUGUUGCUUCACCUCAUUUGA